AUGUCUUCGGUCCCAAGGUCAAAGUUGCUUCGGCGGUAUACGUAUCUACCCCGGCUCUCCCAGUCCGUCUCGCGCCUCCCGUCCUCCAUCGACUUCGUGAUUUUCUGCCAUCCCAUCGUCGACGCGGAGUUCUUGGCCCAGGGUGCUGUCUUCUUCCUCUUCCUCUUCCUCACCGGUUUCUCCUUCCCCACCGGCUUCUCCUUCCCCACCGGCUUCUCCUUCUUCCUUUUCCUCACCCUCCACCAUCCCAUCGCCAACCCCCUCUCCCUCUCCCCCAACCCAAUAUCCCUCCCUCUCCCACCCCUCCACCAUCAUAUAUUCCUCUUCUUCCCGAGUCAACUUUAUCUGGAUCCCUCCCUGAACAUUGUUCUAGUGCUGCUAGUGCUGGAGGAGAAGGCGAUGCGCAUAAGGCCGGUCACACACCAACAUCGGGCGCCGCUUCCCACGUCUCGUUUCGUUCUUCCUCGGUGGGCGGGAGGAGGGAAGUGA
Cyclocybe aegerita is the source of this 489-nucleotide messenger RNA. The record is from the annotation of a GenBank genome assembly. NCBI's taxonomy places the organism in Eukaryota, Fungi, Basidiomycota, Agaricomycetes, Agaricales, Hemipholiotaceae.